AUGAGUAUAGAAGUUAUACAGGAGGAGCGGAAUGGAUGUAUUGGAAAGGAUCAGGUUGUUCAAUUGGAGUGGAACUUACAACCUCUAGAAGAGGAUCCAGAAAUAUGCGUAGAAGAAGCAUCGCUUCCGUCGCAGCAGCCCACGCUUAAAAUGAAGUUGUCUGAUAUUCUUCAUGGGCAUUGGAGACAUCACUAUCAGAAUGAAAGGGUUAAGGUUACCAAUAUUUUGUUUCAGAUUGGUAUAAUUAGGGUUGUUGUUAAUUUUAUUCAGAAUUUUCUUAUCAAGAUUUUGCAGAUGGGGCCGCUUCCACAACAUGUGUCAUUUAUUAUGGAUGGGAAUAGACGGUACGCCAAGUCGUUGAAUCUUCCUCUUAAGCGGGGGCAUGAAGCAGGCAGUCUAACAUUGUUCAGGACGUUACACAUAUGUAAGAAGGUGGGUAUUGAUGUGGUAAGCGCGUACGCGUUCUCUAUUGAGAAUUUCAAUAGGCCCAAGGAGGAGAUUGACACAUUGACUGACAUGUUGAGUAGGCGGUUGCAAGAUUUAGCAAAUAGGGCGAACAACCUAAAGGAUCGAUUGUAUGGAGCUAAAUUGCUAGUUGUUGGUGACAGAGCAUUAUUAGCCGAUGAACUAAAUGACAAGAUCAGUUAUGUUGAGGCAAUGACCAAACAUAACACGGCAUUUAACAUUUACAUAUGUUUACCAUACACGACGCGAAACGAUAUCUACCACUCCAUGCACGAUUUGGUCAGGCUUUGUCAGAAUGGAGUCUUGAGUACUGAGGAAAUUACUGUAGAACAAUUGACUAAUGCAAUGUACUUGGGUUCAAGUUCUAAUAAAGCUGAUAUUUUGGUUCGGACUAGUGGGCAUACCCGACUCUCCGACUACAUGUUGUGGCAGACACAUGAAAACUCUGUAAUUGAGUUUUCCAAAUGCAUGUGGCCCGAUUUUACUUUCAGGAGUUUCUAUUUAAUAUUAUUAAAAUGGAGCUUCUUUACAACAUUGCAAAGGGCAAGAAAGAGGGAGAAGUUAAGGACUCGCGUAGGAUCAUUUGCAACUACUUUGCUUAGACAGCGGAAAAGGGUCCCAGUCAGGCUUGAUAAACUUCCUCCUCCUCCAAAAGCUGUAUCUGUAACUGACAGAUAA
Molecule: messenger RNA, 1143 nt
Organism: Eremothecium cymbalariae DBVPG#7215
Lineage: Eukaryota; Fungi; Ascomycota; Saccharomycetes; Saccharomycetales; Saccharomycetaceae
Gene: SRT1
Product: ditrans,polycis-polyprenyl diphosphate synthase
Exons: 1
Coding region: 1-1143 (380 amino acids)
Cellular component (GO): dehydrodolichyl diphosphate synthase complex; endoplasmic reticulum; lipid droplet
Molecular function (GO): ditrans,polycis-polyprenyl diphosphate synthase [(2E,6E)-farnesyl diphosphate specific] activity
Source: RefSeq, a predicted model, not a curated record